Cyanidioschyzon merolae strain 10D is the source of this 1044-nucleotide messenger RNA. Its product is annotated as similar to GATA transcription factor. Gene Ontology annotation, biological process: regulation of DNA-templated transcription; flower development. The coding region runs from base 1 to 1044 and encodes 347 amino acids. Gene Ontology annotation, molecular function: sequence-specific DNA binding; zinc ion binding; DNA-binding transcription factor activity. NCBI's taxonomy places the organism in Eukaryota, Rhodophyta, Bangiophyceae, Cyanidiales, Cyanidiaceae. The record is from RefSeq and is a predicted model, not a curated record. The transcript has a single exon.
AUGAGUUGCCACGUGGACAGCUUACCGGACGCAGUUACCUCGGAUGAGGACGACCGAACCCCAGAGCAGUGUACGAGCGAGACGGAAGACAGUCUGGAGCGUCACGUAGGUUCCUGGCGCGGAGCUUUAGCCGCUUUUAAGGGCAAGGCAGAUUCUGGGCACCAACCAUGUGCAAGUUCAUGGAAUGAUUGGGGUAACGCGCUCAACUACGAACUGCUGACCACAAAACGCUGCAUGAUCAAACGCGGACGACGACCUGCGGCAACGUUCCCUGCACGCUCUGCGCUCAAGUCUAGCCCCGUCGCAUGGAUCGACGACGCCACAACGGCGACAACGACAACCACCCUGAAUUCCGCUGGAGGCAGUCAUCUGUUCGUGAAUGCUGGAACGGUUCGUCGUUGUGCCCAGUGCGGUGCCACCGUGACACCACUAUGGCGCUCUGGACCCGCCGGGCCCAAGUCGCUCUGUAACGCCUGUGGUGUACGCUACAAGAAGCGCCUCCACCACACCGGCAGCGACAUCGACGCCAAGCUCGCAAUGGAUGCGUCCAGCCUGCCGUCGCUGCACCGGACGUCCGUAGAUGUAGCAACAGGAGCAGGAGCGCCCCCUUGGACGGGCGCCGAGCGAACACCAGCGCUGCCGGUCGCGCUUCGAUCCGGUUCCGGCUCUUCCGUCAAUAUCCAGCCACCUCGCUCGGCGGCAGCACAGGGCCGGCGUCAGCGGACACGACCUGUUCGCGGUCGAGCGCCGUUUGCGCCCUGUGUCGAGCGCAUGACACCGCCUUGCAGCGCCCCAGGUGCCACGAACGCGCUCGGCAUAGCCGCAGCGGCGAACGCCAACCCGAUACCCCUUGAACGCACAGUGCCACGUGAGGCCAACGCCAAAACACCAGCGUCGUGGCACCUCUUGUUCGAUCCAGACGACCGAGCGGUCUUUGGAUACUACUGUGCGGCUCAUGAUGCUGCCCUGACAAGUCUACCGUACGCGCCGAGCGAUACCGAAUGGGCGCGGCGACACUACUUCGUUGAGCGACCCUCGCCAUGA